Lichtheimia ornata is the source of this 984-nucleotide messenger RNA. RefSeq lists its product as uncharacterized. The coding region runs from base 1 to 984 and encodes 327 amino acids. The record is from RefSeq and is a predicted model, not a curated record. The transcript is spliced from 5 exons. Gene Ontology annotation, molecular function: antiporter activity. Gene Ontology annotation, cellular component: Golgi apparatus. NCBI's taxonomy places the organism in Eukaryota, Fungi, Mucoromycota, Mucoromycetes, Mucorales, Lichtheimiaceae.
AUGUCAGCAACAAGGGGUUCUAUCGAUAACCGCUACAUGUGGCUCGGUCUUUACUUUGCUUUCAAUCUCGGCCUCACCCUUUACAACAAGGCAAUAUUACUCGACUUCCGUUACCCAUGGACCCUUACGGCCAUUCACACCUUGUGCGGCUCAAUCGGUUGCUACAUCUUGUACUUUUUGGGCUACUUCACUCCUGUGAAAUUAAAGGAGCAGGAGAACAUGGUCAUGCUAAUGUUCUCGGUCUUGUACACCAUCAACAUUGCCAUUAGCAACGUCUCUCUCAAUCUGGUAUCAGUGGCUUUCCAUCAAGUGGUGCGAGCAAUGACACCCGUAUUCACGGUGAUGAUCUCGAUUAUGUUUUUGCAAAAGUCUUAUUCAACCCUAACGUAUUGGUCUCUAUUGCCGGUCGUCGUCGGUGUCGGCUUUGCAACCUUUGGUGAAUACGGAUAUACGGCAAUGGGCUUUAUGCUAACCGUUCUCGGUACAAUCCUCGCUGCUGUGAAGACUGUUGUCACCAACCGUAUCCUUGUUGGUCGUCUCAAGCUUGAACCUUUGGAUCUUUUAUUACGCAUGUCGCCUCUUGCUUUCGUUCAAUGCGUCAUUUACGCUUUCAUGACAGGCGAACUUGAACGUGUACAAGAAUUCUCUGCUGCCAACAUGACUGUAGGCUUGGCUACCGGUUUGUUGAUCAAUGGUGCCAUGGCAUUUGGUCUCAACAUUGUCAGCUUCACCGCCAACAAAAAGACAAGCGCCCUUACUAUGACAGUGGCCGGCAAUGUCAAACAAGUGCUUUCCAUUGUCCUUGCCGUCGUCAUCUUUAAGCUCGACAUCAAUGCCACUAAUGCAUUUGGUAUCAUUCUGACUUUGAUUGGUGGUGCCUGCAAGGUGGAACUAUCGGAAAAGGCAAACAAGGCCAAGCAGGCCGUUCUUCCUGUAUCUCAACCCAAUGACGAUGAAAAGGAUCAUGUCAACACCAGCCGCUAA